GGAAGAAUUUCUAAAAAUGAAGGCUGAUUCGUCCAUGAAAGAUGACUUCCAUUUUUUUUUUUUUUUAUACUCCAACUACCACGAAGGCCUAAGGCCUAAGCACUUAUUGGGUACCGUGGGGCUAUAGGGGGAUACAUGGGAAAAGGGGGGACGCCACACGGACUCUGGCGAGGGAACACGUGUGCAUGCAACAUGCACACAUACUGGCUCCGCCUACGAGAACCGCCGGGUGGUACCUCCGCGUUCGACCGUCAGAGACCAUCUACCACCUACGGACAAUCACAACAUCCAUAGCCAAGAGAAAGAGCGCACGGCGACUGAUCAGGAGACCG
Molecule: messenger RNA, 332 nt
Organism: Acanthoscelides obtectus
Lineage: Eukaryota; Metazoa; Arthropoda; Insecta; Coleoptera; Chrysomelidae
Source: the annotation of a GenBank genome assembly